This is a messenger RNA of Myxozyma melibiosi, 1116 nucleotides long. RefSeq names its product Methylthioribulose-1-phosphate dehydratase. The record is from RefSeq and is a predicted model, not a curated record. Gene Ontology annotation, molecular function: methylthioribulose 1-phosphate dehydratase activity; metal ion binding. Gene Ontology annotation, cellular component: cytoplasm. The transcript has 4 exons. Lineage: Eukaryota; Fungi; Ascomycota; Lipomycetes; Lipomycetales; Lipomycetaceae. Bases 215 to 910 code for a protein of 231 amino acids.
CUCGCACUAUGACACAUGUAAUUACUAUCGCCUGUUUAAUCAUAAUCUGCAGUAAAUUCGCUGAUCUCUUCCCUGGGCCCCUGCGAUGCCUGCCAUCCAUCUGCCAGCCUGCACACAAGCCCCUUACUUCAAUGUCUGCUCACCUAAAAUCUUCACGUCAUCGCUAUUGCAUCAUCGCCAGCUUCUGUAAAGAGCACUUUGAGCAGAACACACGAUGGCCGACGAACUGGUGCACUCGCAUGAUCCUAACCACCCCGCGAAUCUGAUCUGUGAGCUCUGCAAGAUCUUCUACAACAAUGGCUGGGUCACUGGUACCGGAGGCGGCAUCAGCGUGAAGGACGGAGACAAAAUAUACCUGGCGCCGUCCGGUGUGCAGAAAGAGAGAAUGGUGCCGGAGAAUAUGUUUGUGAUGGACCACCCGUCAAAAGAAUAUCUCCGCAGACCAGAGGUGUACAAGCCGUCUGCCUGCACGCCCUUGUUUAUGGCGGCCUAUGAUAUCCGGGGUGCGGGCGCCUGUAUCCACACUCAUUCUCAGAACGCCGUCAUGGUCUCGCUACUCUACGACAAAGAGUUCACGAUCGCAAACAUCGAGCAGAUCAAAGCUCUCCCGCGCGUAACCGAGCCAGGCUACCUAGGCUUCUUCGACACCCUCACGAUCCCCAUCAUCGAAAACACCGCGCACGAAGAGGACCUCAAGGACAGUCUCGAGCAAGCGAUCCUCGCCUACCCCGGCACCACCGCCGUCCUCGUCCGGCGACACGGCAUCUACGUCUGGGGCGAGUCCGUGUGGAAGGCCAAAGUGUACAACGAGGCGAUCGACUACUUGCUCGAGCUCGCGGUCAAGAUGCGCCAGUUUGGCAUCGCACCUGACGGGGCGAUUGGAAGCGAGCGCGAGCAGAGGCGGCUGUAGUGUAGUUAUAGUUAUAGUAGUAGACGUGGGAGAAUGGAAAGAUGAGGUCAGUGUUUAUGUAUUACCCGAUUCGGAAGUAAUUGGCCAACCUCCAGCAGGAGUUGUAGUUCUGGACUUGCGAGUCGGAGCAGCCAGAUCCCGAUAGAAGAGAGUCAUCUGAAUACAGUAAAAGCACCCACGUGGAUCAAAUACGACGAACAGAGCUC